Molecule: messenger RNA, 1434 nt
Organism: Penicillium taxi
Lineage: Eukaryota; Fungi; Ascomycota; Eurotiomycetes; Eurotiales; Aspergillaceae
Product: MFS transporter
Exons: 2
Coding region: 1-1434 (477 amino acids)
Biological process (GO): transmembrane transport
Molecular function (GO): transmembrane transporter activity
Source: RefSeq, a predicted model, not a curated record
AUGAGCCAGGAGCCAAGCCCGAACCCGAGCUCGCAAAGAAAAGACAUUCCUGAAGAUUCACCUUCAAGUGGGACGGUGACUCCUGGUGAAGAUGAGUUGCAAAAUGAGAAGAUAACGAAACAAGAUUCAGAUUCAGAAGAUCAAAGCCCAAGGUCAACACGCAAUCCACUCCUAUGGGCCCCGCCUUGGUGUCGGUGGGACCCUAAGAACCCGCCUAAAUUUAACGUAUGGAUAAACAUCUUAUUUGCAUUUGCUGGUACUUUUACGGUUGCCAAUCUAUACUACGCACAGCCGCUUCUAGAUGAGCUAGCUCAGUAUUUUGGCGUCACCCAUGAACGGGCUUCAUUGGUCCCAACAUGUAGCCAGGCUGGGUAUGCCACUGGGCUAAUAUUUCUCUGCCCACUUGGAGACUUGCUCCGAAGAAGACCAUUUGUCCUUUCAUUAAUGUUUAUGACGGCUACGUUAUGGAUUGGAAUUUGCAUUACCAGAUCAUUCAACGUAUUCCUCGCGAUAACAUACCUGAGCUCAAUCACUACCGUCACCCCUCAAGUUAUGCUACCUUUAGUGGGAGAUCUUGCACCCGCUAACCGACGUGCGACAGCGUUAUCCAUCGUUUCAUCCGGGCUGGUUCUUGGCUUACUAUUCGCCCGUCUUCUAUCUGGAAUCGUUGCCCAGUACUCCACCUGGAGGACUAUAUACUGGCUAGCACUAGCCCUUCAAUACACCAUUGUUUUCCUCCUUUGGCUGUUUAUGCCUGAUUAUCCGCAAACAAAUAAAGGUCUAUCCUAUCCCCGAAUGCUUGUCUCGAUUGUGCGAUACCUGUUCACAGAGCCUGUCCUUGUACAAGCUGCAUCCAUGAACUUUUUCCUCUCUGCGACAUUUACCAGCUUCUGGACAACAUUAACCUUCCUCCUAUCGGGUCGAUACAACUACAGCACGAUCACCAUCGGAUUAUACUCGCUAGCCGGACUAACGCCCAUGAUCAUGGGACCUUUUUUCGGCCGCUACGUCAUCGAUAAAUUUGUGGUGACAGUCUCACUCCUGAUAUGCCUGACGAUUGUCAUAACUGGCAUCUGUAUUGGCACUUAUACGGGCACUAUUACAGCUGCGGGCCCGGUUCUCCAAUCUGCCUUACAAGACUUUGGUCUGCAAAUGUCCCAAGUUGCCAAUCGCGCUGCUAUUUACAGCAUUGAUCCCAAGUCGCGUAGUAGACUCAAUACUACAUUUACGUUUGUUUCAUUUUGUGGACAAUUGAUGGGAACGGCAGUUGGGAAUAGAGUCUAUGAUCAGAGUGGAUGGAUAGUGUCUGGGUCGGUGAGUGUUGCCUUUGCAGGAGCUGCAUUUUUGAUCUGUCUUGCACGUGGACCGGCGCAAAAGGGUUGGCUAGGAUGGAGUGAGGGUAUUCGAAUUCGAAAGCCCGAUGUACAAACAUAA